This is a messenger RNA of Polychytrium aggregatum, 2609 nucleotides long. RefSeq names its product galactose oxidase. The transcript has 17 exons. The record is from RefSeq and is a predicted model, not a curated record. Gene Ontology annotation, molecular function: protein binding. Lineage: Eukaryota; Fungi; Chytridiomycota; Chytridiomycetes; Polychytriales. The coding region runs from base 161 to 2215 and encodes 684 amino acids.
AGGCCCGCCGUGGGAAUAUUGGGAGCAGCUUGUGCGACACGGCGCCGAGAGAAAAAAAAAAGUUCCUCCUGGUUGGCGCUGGGCCUGGAAUUGAUCAAACCCAGAGCGAGCAACACCAGCAGCGCGAGCAGCUGCGAGCCAGAGCAAGACACCUGCAGCCAUGGGCAAGGGCCGUGAUAAGAAAAAGAAGAACAAGGCUGAGAAGACCAGCGCCAAAAGCAAAGACAAGGAACUCGAGAAGAAGCUCAAGAAGCAGUCCAAGAAAGCCAAGAAUGAGCUAGAUGAGCCCGAGGAAGACAUCGAUGCCAUAUUGGCAGACCUGAAGCAGCAGCAAGAGGAGAUGUACAAGGUCACGGAAGAGAUCAGCACAACCCCUCCCUCGAGGCGGGUCAACGGCACACUCUCCGUCAAUCCCCUAAAUCCUGCCGAGCUCAUCCUCUUCGGCGGAGAGUAUUUCGAUGGCCAAAAGUUCCAUCUGUUUAAUGAUCUGUACAGGUACAACACAGAGAAGAACGAGUGGCGCAAGAUCACUUCGCCGAACAGUCCAGGACCGCGCUCCUCGCAUCAAGUUGGAAUCACCCCAAACGGUCGCCUGUUUUUGUUUGGAGGAGAGUUUGUUAGUCCCAACGAAACCACAUUCUUCCACUACAAGGACUUCUGGACCUUCGAUCUCAAAACAAACCAGUGGGAGAAGCUUGAGGUGAAGGGUCGGCCAAGUCCCCGCUCUGGCCACCGUAUUGCCAUGUGGAAGCAGUAUAUGCUUGUAUAUGGAGGCUUUUACGACACCUACGCCGAGACGCGAUACCACGAUGAUUUAUGGGCAUUCGAUACCAACAACUACUCUUGGCAAAAACUCGAGUUACCCGACCCAAAGCCAUCCGCACGAUCUGGAUGCCAGUUCUUCAACAUCCCGCAAACCGACAACGUGCUUUUGUAUGGAGGAUAUUGCAAGGAAGUUAUCAAGGGCCAGAAGGCUAGAGGUCUAGUCCACACAGAUGCAUGGAUUUUGAAAAUGACUCCUGACCUGAAGAACCUCAAGUGGGAGCGAAAGAAAAGGAACGCGUCCGCUCCGAGCGCGAGAAGUGGAUGCACCAUGGUUUGCUACAAAAAUCGCGGCAUCAUGCUUGGUGGUGUAUCGGAUAUCGAAACGGAAGAAAAAAUCGAGUCAGUCUGCUACAAUGAGAUGUACCAGUUCAACAUUGACUCAAACAAAUGGUUUCCUCUGACUUUGAGACAAUCCAAAAGCAAAAAGCCCAGAAAGAAACAGGAUGCCAAAAAGGAAGAUGAGAGCGACGAUGAAUUUUCGAUCGAAAAAUAUCUCAAAGGCGACGAGGACGGCGACUCUGACGAUGAGAGAGACGCUACAAGCGCACACAAGCCUACCGCUGCUGCCGAUGAUGUGCCAGAGACAAAUGUACUUGCGCAGCCAUGCCCUCGAUUCAACACCAUGCUCGCCAUCUACAAGAACUUGCUGUUCAUAUACGGAGGCAUUUUUGAGACUGGAGCAAAGGAGAUCACUCUAGCCGACAUGUGGAGCGUCAACUUGGACAAGAUGAACGAAUUCAAGUGCAUCGUUGCAGAUGAUGUAGAUCUGGCGCAGUGGCUUGGUGAAGAUAGCGACGAUGAAGAGGACGAUGAAGGGGGCGACGGCGAUGAGGAUGAUGAUGACGAUGAGGAUCAGGACGACGAGGAGGGCGAUGGCGAAGAAGGCGACGACCCAACUAGCGACAAGGACGACGACAAUGGCGCCGAUGGCGCUGACGACAAACUCGCGGUCGAACCGAAGCCGGCUUUGGCAAAGGGCAAGGGCAAAAGCAAGCCCGAGAAACCCACGCCGGUUGCUGAUCCUAUCUCGCCCCGAAACCACGACGACUCGACCAAGGCAGCUCGGCCUGCGAUAAGCGAUGACACCGAAGAUCAGGAACAGCUGAUCGACAGGACCAUGGAGGAGCCAUAUGUCACCGAGACUCUCAGGGAGUUUGUCCAAAGAACAAGCUCGUACUGGGAAAAGCGCGCCUACGAGGAGUUUGGCACACUGGGAGGCAAGCUGCUUCGUCAAGACGCAUUCGAGCUGGCCCAAGAGUGCUUCAACGCCGCCCAGCCCACGCUCGAAAUCAUCCGCCAGCAGAUGGCAGAGGCUGAGGUCGAGGAGCAGGAGCGAAUUGCCCGAACCAAGGAGCAGCAAGCAGAGCGCCUCAACCGUAACCGCCGCUGAUCGAGCAAUCAAGGCAUGUGUCAAGAGCACGCGUCGCUGGGCUCCAUCUAUAGGCUCGUAUCGGCUCGGCAGUGCGCAAGAUAGCAAAGGGCUGAAAGCAACUCUGUCUUCUCAAAGGACUCGAUGAAUAGAUUCAAUUGCCAUCACAUUUUCAGACCUGUGCUCAUGCCAAGAAGUCGCCUCGUGCAAGGCCCAUCUAUAAGCCAGUGCAUCGGAAAUGGACGAGCAGAGCACUCUGUCACCACAGGGAUACGCACCGCGCUUCCUCGCAUCCAAACCGAUUGUAUCGGCCCUGUCAUUGGCGAGAGCGGUGCCCACCCUAUGCGACGCGACUCAUUCCGAACUUUGUGCAGGGACCGCCUGUCGGCGCAAAUACAGCCUCUUGGAUCGCCGA